This is a messenger RNA of Nematostella vectensis (starlet sea anemone), 2630 nucleotides long. RefSeq names its product cytoskeleton-associated protein 2-like. The record is from RefSeq and is a predicted model, not a curated record. The transcript is spliced from 12 exons. Gene Ontology annotation, cellular component: mitotic spindle; centrosome; cytosol. Lineage: Eukaryota; Metazoa; Cnidaria; Anthozoa; Actiniaria; Edwardsiidae. The coding region runs from base 64 to 2043 and encodes 659 amino acids.
AAUGUUUGACCAAUCAGAGCAGCUGUAGUUGGAAGCCUGUCGAAUGCAACCUGAUUCGAAAAUAUGGCGGAUAAAAAGACGUCUACUCAAAGACAUUCAGUCAAAACACAAGAUUCCAUGCGGGAACGGCUAGAGAAAUGGCGUCAAGAAAAGCAACGAAAGAGGGAAGUUCAAAACACUGCGAACAACAGAGCAACGACGAGCGGAUUGAAAAGAACGUUGUUAGCAUCGAAGGAGAGAAGGAAACCUCUCCAAGUUAGCAAUGCAGUCCCAAAACCGCCUUGUACUUGUAAGCCCGAAGUAUCAGUACAACAUCGGAGGGCAGAAUCGAUGACAAUGACGAGUUCCACGAAGAAAAAGAACGUUGGAAAUAUCACCAACAUGGGCAAGAAUACUACAAGAGACGGGCAAAACGGCAAUUUGCAGAGGUUGAGUGAAAGAAUCCAAGCUGCCAAUGAAAAGAGGGACAGCUUAGUGAAAUCAAAUAUGUACAAAAAGGAAAAGGCAAUGAAUAAGAAACCAGCCCCAAAGAUUUCUAAGGGCAUGACUUAUACUAAGCCAAAAGAAGUGAAAAAGAAGCAAUCAGACAAUGCAAGAAAACCAGACAAAAACUUAACACAUAACCCAACUAAAAAGAUCCAGGCAUUGAAAAGAUCUAGUCCAACCAGUUUGUCUUAUCCACAAAAAGAUUGGCUAAGCAAGAAACCAAAGAACCAAGAUAUUCACACAAGGUACAAGCAGCAAAGCUUCGAAUCAAAGAAAAACAUGUUUCAUUUAAAGAAAGAACAAAAACAGCUACUGGAAAACCAAACCCAAGUUGUUAGUGAUCCCGGGUGGAAUGCAGAAAUAAAGGGAACAGCAUCAGCAUAUUUCCAAGUCAACAAUGAAAUUCAGCAAGAUGAAAACACAGAGAGUACAUCUCAGAAAGAUGAAAAUAUUGAGAGCACAUGUCAGAAGAGUACAUCUCAUCAAGAUAAAAAUAUCAAAAGUACAUCUCAACAAGAUAAAAAUAUCAAAAGUACAUCUCAGCAAGAAGUGAAGGGUGUUGACAUGGAUAAUCCUUUCCCUGUGCACGUUGCUGUUUCUCAAACACCAGCUGCGGUGAGGUCAUACAUGAACAAGUCCAUGUCCAUGAGAGAGCGCCUGGAAUUGUGGAGACAAGAAAAGGGAAAAACACCCAAACCUCCCAAAACACCAUCAACUGCAAAGAGAGCAAGACCCUCUAGCUAUGUGAUGCAGGGACCAUUUAGUGAUGGUUCAAGCAAGAAAGCCCUUAACAAGAGCUUCCAGGAAAUCCCAGACCUGGAUGAGUUUGAAACCAUGAGCUGUGAUAAUGUUGAGAAACAGCCUAUCUCCGAUAAGCUGAGAGAGAAACUCCAAGACUGCUAUGAUAGGCUCCUCAAGGACGAACACUGUGAUGAAUCCGUGGCCUCUGAGUUGGAUGACCUGCAGGGCUUGUACGCAUGCGCGUUGCUGUGUGCAGAGUUCUGGGUUUGCCGGGCAAAGAUUGCUGAGCGCCAAGGGGAUGACGGGAGAGUUGUGUGCUUCUUCGAACAGGCGCUGGUCUUUAGGGCAGAGCCUGAGUCUCUACUGAAGAACGCGGUAACCGAGUACAUGGCCAAGAAGAAGGGACAUCAGCAAGUUAUUGAUCAAGAUGACGAGAUCGUAUUUUCUCUUCCUGAUGACGAAAAAGAUGCUCCACCGCCUAACGUCCAGACCCCCGAUCCGGCUGCUCGUCCAAAGGCACCUACUGUUGAUGACGUUCCUUCCUCGGUGGUCAAGUAUAGCGUCACUAAGGCAACGCCAUUCAAAAGCAGACUGCAGGCAUGCGAGCGUUCGGUCAUCACCCCAGUGCGGCGGUCUGCAAGACUCGAAAGACGCAGCAUCAGCUAUCCCGCCAUGCUCCAGGAUCACGACCUGGUCGUUGCCAACCUCGGUGAUCUAUCGGAAGAUACUCGGAAGGAAGCCGUCUACAAGCCGAACUUCGCCGUCGAGGCCGAGCUCAAUGAGGCUUGGAAGGAAAUGUGGGAAGCUGAGCUCUGAUGUUUUGUGUUUGUACCAUGUUCGCGAUCAAAUCGGAAGACCGUCGGAUAAUAUUCUUUUACCCGUCUAAAAGCAAGCUCAGUUUGUCUUGCGGAAAAUCGGAUGAUCGUGUAAAGUAGAGUUUUUGUACAAUGGAAUGGUCCAUAUUUUAGUAUGUACAGGUUUCAAAAAAGGAAGGUAACGUUUAGUUAGCGUUGGAUGUCAAUGUUAUAGGUUUUCCUUAAUGGUAUAUGUUAAUAUGUGUUAAUAUGUUUAUAUAUGUUAAUUCAAGUCUAUGUGGGUUCUGGUAUCAGUUGCGCCCUCACUCAUCAGGGUCUACACGUCAUAAAAGAGGACUUGAUGUAUGUUAGACAUAUAAUAUUGUAGUACCACCUAAACUCUUAGAAUUUUUAAACUAUUAAAAUAGUUUUUCUGUUAAUAAGAUUUUUCUUAUGGUUGUUGUAAAUAAAAGCCUGCUGGCUGUUGUUAUUUUAGCUUAGAAAAUAAGACGCGAACCAGAAAAAUAGGGCCUUGGAAGGAAUAGGAUUUUUGGAGGAUUUUUAAUACGUUGUAUAAUUCCAUGAAUAAAAUACUCUAAAGAUUUCUUA